Messenger RNA from Solanum pennellii, 2523 nucleotides. RefSeq lists its product as uncharacterized. The transcript has 11 exons. The record is from RefSeq and is a predicted model, not a curated record. Lineage: Eukaryota; Viridiplantae; Streptophyta; Magnoliopsida; Solanales; Solanaceae. Bases 1 to 2523 code for a protein of 840 amino acids. Gene Ontology annotation, molecular function: zinc ion binding; nucleic acid binding. Gene Ontology annotation, biological process: DNA integration.
AUGGUAGUUGCUGGAGUGCAUAUUAUCGUGAACGUUCCGAAAUUUUGCGAAAAGGGAAGGAACUACCUUGAGGAUUCGUGGCACGAGUUCGGCACUGAGAUUCGAUUCCGAGUAGAAGCACAUCUCGUGGAGCAAAUUGAGUCUGAGCUUGGAGUUGUGAGGGAGCGCAAGAGGGCCGAGUUUGAGGGUUUGCAGCAAAAUGGUAUGUCAGUUGCAGAGUAUGAGGGAAAAUUUCAUGCCUUGGCUAGGCAUGCUUCGAUGAUACUUCCCACAGAGGCUGAGAGAGUGAGGAGGUUUGUUAAGGGGUUGAUUAUUCCAAUUCGCCUAGGAGUUUCUCAGGUUGCUGCUUCUGGUGAUCCAUUCCAGAAAGUUGUAGAUGCUGCUAAGGAGUUGGAGAUGAUUCAGCUGUCUGAGGCUGGUUACGCUGGGCAUAACUCUUCGAGCUCAGUGCAUACUUCGCAGGGUUCAUCUUCUAGACCUGUAGUUCGUGGAGGGAAUUCUGGUCAUUCAGGUUCCUCUCAUCAGCCUGCGUCUUGUAGGGGCUGCUUUGAGUGUGGUGAUAUGGGACACUUUGUGAGAGAAUGCCCUAGGACCAGACGUGGUGGCUUACAUCAGAGUUCUCAGGCUUCGACUUCCAGGGCUGCACAACCUCCAGCUAGGGGUGGUGCACCGAAUGGUAGAGGUGGUUCUCAUUUAGGCAGAGGUGGUUCUCCUUCUGGUCGAGGUGGUGGUCGUGGAGGUUCACAAUCUGAUGGAGGUCGUUCUCACUGUUAUGCUUUUCCAGAUUUAAAGGUCUUAGAUAUGAUAGAUUUUGAUGUGAUUCUUGGUAUGGAUUGGUUAUCUUCUUACCACGCAAUUUUAAAUUGUCAUGCCAAGACCAUCACUUUAGCUAUCCCUGGAAUUCCUAUAGUAGAAUGGAGAGUGGUGAGUGAAUUUUCAGAGGUAUUCCCGACCAAUUUGCCAGGUCUUCCACCAGAUCGUGAUAUUGAUUUUUGUAUUGAUGUGGAGCCAGGCACUCGGCCUAUUUCCAUUCCUCCUUAUCGUAUAGCAACGGCUGAAUUGAAAGAGUUGAAGGAGCAGUUGCAGGAUUUGUUAAGCAAAGGUUUUAUUAGACCAAGUGGUGCUUCAGUUUUCUCACAAAUUGAAUUGAGAUCUGGCUAUCAUCAGCUGAAGGUUAAGGCGGAGGAUAUCCCUAAGACGGCUUUUCGAACACGUUAUGAUGAUAUAUUGAUAUACUCACGCACUAAGGAGGAACACGAGCUUCAUUUGAGGAUUGUUCUUGGGAUUCUAAAGGAGAAGAAGCUUUAUGCAAAGUUUUCAAAGUGUGAGUUUUUGCUUAGUUCGGUAGCAUUCUUGGGACAUGUAGUGUCCAAGGAGGGUAUCAUGGUGGAUCCUAAGAAGAUUGAGGCGGUUAGAGAUUGGGUCAGACCUUCUUCAGUUACUGAGAUUCGGAGUUUCUUGGGCCUUGCAGGUUAUUAUCGACGGUUUGUUGAGGGUUUCUCAUCCAUUGCAUCUCCAUUAUCUAGAUUGACACAGAAGGAAGUGACUUUUCAGUGGUCUGACAAAUGUGAGGUUAGUUUCCAAAAGCUCAAGACUUUAUUGACUACUGCUCCAAUUUUGACCCUACCCGUGGAGGGAGAGGGUUUUGUCGUAUAUUGUGAUGCUUCUCGGGUGUUCACGGAUCAUCGUAGUCUCCAGUAUAUAUUCAAUCAGAGGGAUCUAAAUUUGAGGCAGAGGAGAUGGUUGGAGUUGCUCAAAGACUACGAUAUGACUAUUCUUUAUCACCCAGGCAAAGCAAAUGUUGUAGCAGAUGCCUUGAGUCGGAAGGCGGUAAGUAUGGGUAGUCUAGCCAUGUUACAGGUUGGCGAGCGUCCUUUAGCUAGGGAUGUCCAAUCCUUGGCCAAUAGCUUUGUGAGACUUGAUAUUUCAGAAUCUGGUAAGGUGUUGGCUUAUAUGGAGGCUAGGUCAUCCUUGUUGGAGCAGAUUCGGGCUCAACAGUUUGAUGAUGGUGAUUUAUGUAAGAUUAGGGACAAGGUUUUAAAAGGAGAAGCCAAGGCUGCAAUUCUUGAUAGUGAGGGAGUUUUGAGGAUUAAGGGUCGUAUAUGUGUUCCUCGUACAGUUCAGACUACCUAUAACUCAGAAAGGUUAGCCAAGAUUUAUAUUCGGGAGAUAGUUCGGUUGCAUGGGGUUCCUAUAUCUAUUAUUUCAGAUUGUGGAACCCAAUUUACAUCUCAUUUCUGGCGGUCUAUGCAGAAAGAGUUGGGAACUCGGGUGGAUCUUAGUACUGCCUUUCACCCUAAUACUGAUGGUCAGUCUGAGCGGACUAUUCAGGUUCUUGAGGACAUGUUGCGGGCGUGUGUGAUUGACAUUGGUGGUCAGUGGGAUCAGUUCUAUCCUUUAGCGGAGUUUGCUUACAAUAAUAGUUAUCACUCGAGCAUUGAGAUGGCACCAUUUGAGUCUCUGUAUGGUAGGAGAUGUCGAUCUCCAAUUGGCUGGUUUGAUGCAUUUGAGGUUAGACCAUGA